AUGGGGACCCCAACUCCCAUCACAGAGCACGCACAGUUACCAUGGAAACACAACAUUUGUGUGGCCCUGCUUCUAUUACUCCUGUUCUCACCCGAAGUCUGGGCCUCCUGUAACAUCCUGAGGUGUAACUCGGAUUUCGUCGCCGCCACACUGGACCUUGGAAACAGUGGUGGGGGAGCAGGGGGUGGGCUGAGCAGGGAAGCUGUUAACACCGGCUACUGCAGCGCCCUGCGUUCCUACGCUACAUGCACCAAGCGCACGGCAAGGGCCUGCCGGGGCGACCUGGCAUACCACUCAGCCGUCCAGGGUAUCGAAGACCUCCUUAUCCAGUAUCGCUGUCCACGAGCAGGGCCCACCGCCCAGCCCCGCCCACCUCCCCAAGCCCCUAUCUCAGGGAAUGCCUGCUUCUAUGAGAAGGGCUUCCUCACACGAGAGGGACGAGUGCCAGAAUACCUCUACUGCAGCGUGUUUGGUGACCCACACAUUCGAACUUUCAACGAUGAAUUUCAGACGUGUACUGUCCAGGGGGCAUGGCCCCUGAUAGACAAUGAGUACCUGUAUGUCCAGGUGACCAGCACACCUAUGAGGGGAGGAGCCUAUGCCACUGCACUUACUAAAAUCACCAUCAUCUUUAAGAACUGGCAGCAGUGCAUCGAGCAGCAGCUCUACCAGGCAGAGCUGGACGAUGUCCCGGCGGCCUUUGUCGAUGGCUCAGUGUGGAGCGGAGAGCAACGUGGCCAGCGUAGCCUCGUGGUUCGUUCUCAGAACCCUGGGCGUCACGUGGAAAUCCACGCCACUCAUAUCGGCACAGUGCUGGUGGUGCGACAGAGCGGCCGCUCUCUGGGCUUCUCAGUCCGCUCGCCCCGCACCAUCGUGGAGGCUUUUGGUCCUGAGCAGGACCUUCAGCUGUGUGUGUGGGGGUGUCCUGCCUCCCAACAACUCAACUUUCUCUCCCCACCACAUCCAUCCUCAUCCUCCUCUUCCUCAUUGUCCAGGCCCACUGGGCGCGCCCAGACCCAUUGUGCUGCCCUUCUCCCAACCCCAGAUAUCUAUUAUCAGGCAUGUGUGUUUGACCUGCUGGCUACAGGGGACUUGAACGCCAGCAUGGCAUCUGUAGCUGCUCUGGAGGAUGCCAAGAGAAUGAUGACUGACAGGGAAAGGAUUCACCUGCUGCUCGUGGCCUCAGCACUGCCACACAGUCCCCUGCCGACCCUGCUGGUACCCCUGGCUGCUCUCUGUGCUCUUAGCAUGAUAUGACGCAGAACACACUCCUAUCACA
This is a messenger RNA of Lampris incognitus (smalleye Pacific opah), 1279 nucleotides long. RefSeq names its product hemojuvelin BMP co-receptor (gene hjv). Gene Ontology annotation, molecular function: coreceptor activity. NCBI's taxonomy places the organism in Eukaryota, Metazoa, Chordata, Actinopteri, Lampriformes, Lampridae. Gene Ontology annotation, biological process: BMP signaling pathway. The record is from RefSeq and is a predicted model, not a curated record. The transcript has 3 exons. The coding region runs from base 1 to 1257 and encodes 418 amino acids. Gene Ontology annotation, cellular component: plasma membrane.